This is a messenger RNA of Lolium rigidum, 2880 nucleotides long. RefSeq names its product probable disease resistance protein At1g61190. Lineage: Eukaryota; Viridiplantae; Streptophyta; Magnoliopsida; Poales; Poaceae. Gene Ontology annotation, molecular function: ADP binding; protein binding. The record is from RefSeq and is a predicted model, not a curated record.
AUGGAGGUCGGAGGGGGCAGCGCUGAAGUAGGACGGAGAUUGGAGGGGGCAGCGCUGGAGCAGUCAGCAAUGGCGUUCGGAGCCGUCGGCCGCGAGGCAGCGUGGCUUACAGAAUGGCACAAGUGGUCCAUAGUCAACACUCUUAUUAAGCCACUUUACAAUAUCGUCUUCAAGCAUUUGAUGUAUCCAUUCACAGCUAGCAGAAAUGUCAAACAUCUCAAGGAAGCGACCCAGGGUUUGAUUGCUAAGGGCAGCGAUGUCCAGCACGAGAUUGAGAUUGCUGAGAGAAAUGGCAUGAAAGCAAAGAAUGAAGUGCGAAGGUGGCUUGAAAAUGUGGAUGCCAUCAAGUCGGAUGAAGAAGCAAUUAGUCAAGUGUAUGAUGACAGAUGCAAUGUUCUUGGCUGUAUCUCUAUAAAUUGCUGGUCAAACUACAAAAUCAGCAAGAGUGCAGAAAAGGAGCUUCUGAAAGCCCAAGAGUGUGCCAAGAUUGACAUUAGUGUUGUUGCAGUCCAGCCGCUGCCACCAUCAGUCCGUGAAAUGCCCGUCUCAUCCACUGGACUGCUCAGUGAAGAGCUUAAUGUGCAGAAGGCUGCCCAGUGCAUUAGGGAUUCUUCAGUUGGAAUGAUUGGUAUAUGGGGUCUAGGUGGAGUGGGAAAGACUCAUCUUCUGAAGAAGAUCAACAAUUCCUUUGUCGGAGACUCUUUCUUUGACGUUGUUGUCUUUGUUACAGCCUCAAAAGAAUGUUCAGCCGAAAAGAUCCAGGCCGAAAUAGUAAAGAAACUUGGCUUAAGGAACGACGACGACAUAGAAUCCCAAGCAAAUAUCAUUUAUGACUUUCUAAGCAGGAGGAGUUUUCUUGUACUACUGGAUGACCUCUGGGAGCAGUUGGACUUACAAGCAACAGGUGUCCCAUAUCCUCUUGGAUUUGUUGCCCUUUCAAAAGAGCUUGUGAAGGAGCUAAAGGGCUUGCCCUUGGCGUUAAUAGCUACCGGAAAGGCAAUGUAUCCAAAGAAAGAUCCAAGUGAAUGGGAAACAGCUAUUCGUUUACUGCGGCGAUCUGGCCAUGAUGUGGGUGACCCCACGUCUAUGGAGAACACCAUUUUCUUCAAGUUAAAACUUAGCUAUGAUAGCUUGGGGAAUGAUACUAUGAGACGUUGUUUCCUCAUUUGCUCAUUGUGGCCAGAGGAUUCUCCUAUUGCUAAAGACGAUCUGAUCCAAUGUUGGAUGGGUCUAAGCCUACUUAAUAAAUGUGAUAUACAGAGUUCUUACAGUGAAGGCUACAACAUAGUAGGCCACCUGCAAGCUGCAUCAUUGCUGGAAGCUACUGAAGACAGUAGUGAGCACCUUAAAAUGCAUGAUGUGAUUCGUGAUAUGGCAAUAUGGAUAUCGUGUGGUUGCGGUGAAAACAAUAACAAAUGGGUCGUUCAUGCAGAAAUCGGUAAAACUGCAUCUAGAAAGUGCAUCCCUUGGAACAGAGUGGAAUAUUUGUCAAUGAUGGGCAAUGGACUGGAAGAACUCCCAUAUCUUGGUGAUGAUGGUGGUGUGAACGAAAAUAGUCUGGGCAGUGUCAGAUCUAAGUGUUGGCUAGGUUCCUGCUGUACAGAACUUAGGACACUGCUUCUUCAAGAUAAUAAGUUCAGUGAGAAGGCACUUGGAAAUAUUUACCUUUUCACUACAUUGACAUACCUAGAUUUGAGUCACAACCAAAUUUUUGUUUUACCUUUAGCACUGUGUGCUUUGGGAGAUCUAGAGUACCUCAACUUGUCAUACAAUUACAUCAGUGAAUUGCCCAAGGACCUUAAACACCUCAUCAAGCUCAAAUUCCUAUAUCUAAGAGGUAAUCCAAUACAUACAGUACCAAAGGGCACCAUAUCAAGGCUUGAGGAAUUGCAAGUUCUGGACUUAUUGUCAUCUCAGGUAUUAUCGCGUGCAACCUAUACUCUAUCAUUGCUCCAGGAAUUGGAUAUGCUGGAUAACUUGAAAGCUGUGGAAAUUGGGGUCAAAGGUGAUGCAACAUAUGAAUUGGUAGGCAAGUUUCCUAGACUCCCUAUUAGAUCCAUCCAUUUGAGCAGGCUGAUAGGGACACCAUCAUUCAGUUUCUUGGAUGGUUUUUUCUCAAGCUCCUCGGUGCAAACGAGCUUACAUGAUCUUACGAUCUACAAGUGUUAUAUGCAGCAGAUACUGAUUAGAAACGGUAUAGGAGGAGCAAUUUUCCAGUUUGACAUACUAAAAUCGCUCACGUUAGACAGCCUCCUCAGCUUAAAGCGGAUAAUUUGGAAGCGAGUAGCUCCAGAAUCUCUUUUUCCAAGGUUAACUUACCUGGCAAUUGUACACUGUCAGAGUCUUAGGUGCAUCACCUGGGCAAUGUAUCUUCCUUGCCUUGAGAGAAUCCUUGUAAAUGGUUGCGGUAACAUGAGUCAAAUUGUUCGAACUAAAAAGAAGGACAAUGUUGACACAGAAUAUAAAGGACAGGAGAGCCCAAAGGCGAUUCAGAGCUUUCCUUGUCUCAAAUACUUUGAACUGCAAAGUCUUCGUGGGCUGUCGAGCAUAUGUGAUCCUGAAGUGACUUUCCCAUCACUUGAGACCAUGGAGAUAUCGUUUUGUCCGAAGUUGAAGAGACUUCCUUUCCUGACGAAAAGCAUGCCACAGAGAUUGCGCAAUAUUAGUGUUCCCCUCGUUCAGAUGAAAUGGUGGGAGACACUGGAAUGGGCCGAUGAAGAUGUCAAGCGUGCCAUACAGCCUCUUGUCAAUUCGGACAUCUCUGAUUACCUGGAGCAGAAUCCUAUCUACUUGGUUAGCAUGCUGAUUACCAUUUUUAUUGCUGCCAUAAUAGUUUUGUUUUUACAAUCUAAUUUGACUCCGCUCACUUAUUUGCAGUAG